AUGUCGUCACGUCCGCGGCGGUCGGCCGCUGCAAAGGCCAAAGAAGUGAUUUCUGUCCACGCCAGAUGGGCUGACAGCGAAAAAGAAGACUCAGGUACCAACAUGUCAUCAUCACGAAGGACGGGACGCGCUGGUGGCGCGGCGGCCUCGCGCGAUACCGCCUCCUCGCCAGAAGAGACGCAUCUCAGCGUCACCGUCAAGCUCCCAAACAGCAAAUCACGGCAAGCUGCCAGGGGAGGCAAUCGCCGCAUCGACCCGUUUGAAGGUGGCGAAAUCGUGACCGGGAAGCGCAAUCGCGGCGGCAAGAAGAGCUAUGUGAUAGACUCGAGUCCCGACGACGAGGAAGAGGAAGAGGAGGAAGAGGUGGUGGUGGAGGAUGAUGAGGACGACGACGAUGAAGAUGAAGAAGAUGAAGAAGACGAGGAGGAAGAGGUUAUUACAAGGGCACAGGACGAUGACGAAAUGGACGAGGAUGCUGAAGGCGAGGAAGAGAUGGAAGUUGAUGCCGAGGGCGAAGAAGACGCAGAUGGCGACAUCGACAUGACCCCGAAUGACGUUUCGCGUCCCUCAGCAAAGAACUCAAGAGCUACCAAGCCGAGGCCCACGGUCAAGGUCACCUCAUCCAGGGUCAAUCGGGACGAAGAGGAAGACGAGGAAGAAGAGGAAGAAGAUGAUGAUGACGAGCUCAGCGACCCCGCAGACAGCGACAUUGGUGACGAUACCAUUGUCUACGGGGAUCAGACCAUGGCGGAUGAAGACGCCGAAGGAGAGGAAAUAGAGGUUGCCGGCGAGGAGGAGGACGUUGAGGAAGACGAUGAGAUGGCCAUGCAGCAAGGGGCAAACGGCGAUUCAGACCUCGACAGCGAAGAAGGCAGCCGAGCCGAAACCCCGGAUCUUGCCAAGAUGACCAAGAGGCAGAGGGCGCGCUUCGAGGAUAUCCCCCAAGAGUUCAUGAAGCUGCCUGAUGAGAUCCAAGUGAAGAAGGUGUUUACCGCCGAGGAACUGUCCAUGCGGCGCCAGGAGAUGGCCAGAAGGCGUCGCAAUCUCAGCGAGAAGCGUAACGAGGAAGUCAAAAUGGAGACCAUCAACAAGCUCCUUAAGAAGCAAGCCCCAAAGAUCAAUCGCAAAGCCGUUGCCGAAACGUCGGAGGCGGACUUGCAGAAGGCCAACCCCGUCUUUAUUCGCUGGGUUAGCAACAAGAAUGGUAACCUCGUUGCCGUGCCUGACGAGGUCAUGGAUGGCCCCGCUGGUGUCCUGUUUGGAGAGAAGAGUGAGAAGUCG
This is a messenger RNA of Trichoderma citrinoviride, 1281 nucleotides long. RefSeq lists its product as hypothetical. Lineage: Eukaryota; Fungi; Ascomycota; Sordariomycetes; Hypocreales; Hypocreaceae. Gene Ontology annotation, biological process: chromatin remodeling. The annotation marks the transcript as partial. The record is from RefSeq and is a predicted model, not a curated record. The transcript is spliced from 3 exons. Gene Ontology annotation, cellular component: Ino80 complex.